Molecule: messenger RNA, 304 nt
Organism: Meloidogyne enterolobii
Lineage: Eukaryota; Metazoa; Nematoda; Chromadorea; Rhabditida; Meloidogynidae
Source: the annotation of a GenBank genome assembly
UUUUAAUUUUUCUGUAUAUGUAAAGAUAUUCCAUUUAUGCCACCGCUGCGCAAUCGAAAUGGAACCGGGAGUAGCGAAGCGAAAAGAAAAUAAGUAUGACAGAGUAAAUGGUAGAAGAUGGUGUACACAUAACGACAAACAACGGGGAUUUGUAAGCACUACUUGUUCAGUGGAACUCGAGUUAGCCUUGAGAAUGGGCUAUCGCGCAACAAAAGUUUUUAGCAUUUAUCACUGGGAUGAGUGGUCUGAUACGUUACUACGCCCAUACGUUCAAGACAUGAUGCGCUUAAAAAUUGAGGUUUAA